AUGGCUGCAUCUACCUUCUCAUAUGCGCAAGCCGCAAAGGGCAUGUCCACCCCAGUGGCACAGAGCAAGCCGACGUCCGGCGCUGCCACACCAGCUAAAGAGGCUGAUUCCUCCAUCGCGAACGGCCCCGCCGAUUCCGUACCAAGCUGGGCUGACGACGCCGAGUCAGAAUCUGCGACGGAGCAGCCAGCAACUGCCCGGGAUGCUCAGCCGCAGACGUCGGCGUCUACGGCUGCCCCGCCCGCCCACUCCGUGGAGACGUCCAACAUAUCCUCACCCGACCUUGGUGCUUCUGCAUCCUCUGCUUCGACCGUGACCAAGGACGAUGACGUUUCCUCACUGCCAAACGCCUCCUCCGAGUCGACCUGGGACAACAAAUCGCAGGCUUCCACCUCAGUGGACAAGUCGGUCGAAGCUGUUGAGAAGACCUCAGACAAAGUGAAGAAGGGCAAGAGCGCUCCAGUCGUGCCACUACAGGAGGCGCCGCUGCCAGCUGUCAACAUUUGGAAAAAGCGAGCAGAUGAUCUGAAGUCUAAGAUACAGAAGCCUAGUUUUUCUCCUCUUCCAAACGGAAGUGUUGCAGCCAAGAAGCCUGAAUCCGCGACAAACGGCGGGAAAUUCAAGAGCAACGAUGACGACAGGACCGCCCAUGGUCGGAAGGACACAAGAGGCGAGAAUGACGCAAAGAAAGACAGCAAGGCCAAGUCUUUUGACAAGGACUUCAAGCACGCAUCAAGCACUCAGCCUCCACCUCCAAAACGCGAUCAAGAGUCCUGGCCGACUCCAGAGACCGUCAUUAACGAGGACCGCAAAAAGGCGCAAGAAAAGGGUGAGAAGGAGCAGAAGGAGAACAUUUCCGCUGCAUCGCACGGCAAGCACGAGUGGGUGAAAGUCCCAUAUACGCCAUCGGUUGUUUUCAACACACCGCUGCCCAAUGCUACCAACCCUAGACGAGGCGGUCGGCCUGGCGGACGCGGAGCAUCACAAUCCGGUGGUCGAGCCGCUACAUAUGGACCCAACGGAGCUGUUCAGCCUGAGAAGGAUGGUUCGGCACCUGUCAUGGCCAACGGGGAACACACUAGGCGCGAGCGUACCGAAGGAGGCGCUCCCCAAGAUGUCUCGCCCAAGGCGAAGCGCACCGGUAGUGCUGCAUCUCCGACAUUGAAGGCCCAGGGCCCAGCAACGACUGCAGAGAAGCCGAUGAAGGCAGCUGGAAAUUUUGUGGCGGAAGCCGAGUUCAGAUCCAGGACGUCUUCAUCCGCACCGGAUGCGAACCAUCAGUCUCACCAGAACGGCCCCUACCCUCGUCAGUAUCCGAGCAGACCCCACAAGCCCCGCCGUGGUGAUAUGUCCUUCGGAGGCGAGAGGAAGAAGGAUGGUGACGUGUCGCCCACAAAGGAUAACACUUUUGAUGAGCGACAGAAUUCAACUUCUACUCAGACAGAUGCUCCCGGUGACAGCGAGCGCCGACACUUCACCUAUCACGACGGUCCAAACGGUCAUCAACAUAAGCAGGGCCGUUACAGCUCAUUCACUGGUGGUCGCGAGCGAGGGCGAGGAGGUGGUCGCGGUGGACGCGGAAAUUACGCGAAUGGACACAUAUCUGCGCAGUCCGCUUCGUCAUUCUCGCUGGGACCCCGCUCCCCAACUACGUUUCAUCCCGAGACUUCGAGCUUUUUUACACCAGGUCAAGGCAAAUACGGACGUGGUAACAGCCGCUCGCAAUCGAUGACGAACGACCCCUACAGAUUUGCACCCUAUCAGGGUGGACCUCCGGUCGCCCCGAUACAGACUUACGGCAUGUAUGAUUACGGUAUGAUGCAGCCUCCUAUGAGCGCUGUACCUUACACUCCCUACAUGGAUCAGUACGCGCUGAUGGCAAUGAUCACGACUCAAGUGGACUACUACUUCUCGGUAGACAACUUGCUCAAAGACAUGUACCUCCGCCGCAAGAUGGAUUCCCAGGGCUUUGUUUCGCUUGAAUUUAUUGCCGGAUUCAACCGCAUAAAGCACCUAUCAACUGACCUCGAGCUGAUCAAGCUGGUCUGCCAGCAAUCCAAGGUUGUGCAGUAUCGUACCGGCGAAGACGGCCAGGACAGACUACGUCGUCGUGAAGGCUGGGAACAGUGGGUCUUGACCAUGGCCGACCGCGACCCGGUUGCGCAGAACGACGGACCCAAGGAGCUACACCAACCGCCAGUUCCGCAACCAGCUGGCUUUGACCAGUCAGGUGCUCCACAGUGGCCUAUGUCUGCCGUUGAGCCCACGGGCCCCAUCGUCAGCAGCGCAUCCAUUUCACCGAUGAACGGCUACGGCCAUGGCAGUGACCAAGACAAGGAGAUUAUGAACGACAGCACAACCAAUGGUAGUGUAGCUAAGGAGUCGAACGGUGUGCCAAACGGUCACCCUGUCGAGACUUCGAUCAAAGCUGUAAGUCCCAAACUCAAACCUUUUCAUACUCGUAGGCUGUGA
Messenger RNA from Parastagonospora nodorum SN15, 2472 nucleotides. RefSeq lists its product as hypothetical. Gene Ontology annotation, biological process: positive regulation of translation. The transcript is spliced from 2 exons. Gene Ontology annotation, molecular function: RNA binding. The record is from RefSeq and is a predicted model, not a curated record. Bases 1 to 2472 code for a protein of 823 amino acids. Gene Ontology annotation, cellular component: cytosol; cytoplasmic stress granule. NCBI's taxonomy places the organism in Eukaryota, Fungi, Ascomycota, Dothideomycetes, Pleosporales, Phaeosphaeriaceae.